AUGCCAAAGAAUCGGGCUGAGGUUUUAUUUGUGUCCGUUCUCCAAGUGAUCUCCACGAUGGUGUUCAUGAUUUACGUGGGCGAGUUUUCCAACAUCAUUCAGUAUCAGUCUUACCGUUCGUUCGGCUUCUACAGCAAGUAUUUGGAGCUUCAGGAGUUCCUCAAGAACAAUCGUGUGUCCAGCAACUUGGUGAAGUUGGUAAACAAAUAUUCGCUUCACUUGUGGCGGGAGUCGCGCGGGGUUCAAGUGCCGCACUUUCUGAAGGCGGCACCACACUGUCUCAGGUUGAGGCUCAUGUCUGCAGCAUUUGGGCACCACUUAACAAAUAAUUCGAUUUUCAAAAACUGUGAGGCUGCCUUCCUUCGGCAGCUGGUGGGAUGUUUGCGUUUGUAUACAUACAACAAAGGUAUGUUCGUUGUAAGAGAGAGUGAAAUUACAGACUCUAUGUAUUUAAUACACACGGGACGUGUAGAAGAAAGUAAAGAUGAAGAUAAUCAAAAGAAAACAUUUUAUACUGGCGAAUGCUUUGGCAUGUUACAAGGUACUACGCAUGAGCUACCAUACAUGCAUUCAUACUGCACACUUACAAAAUGCCAAAUUCUUACAUUGAACCUGAACGAUUGGGAAGAACUUUUAAAACAUUUUCCAGCAAGUAAGGAUACUAUCUAUCGAAAUUUGUACCGCGAUGGUAGUCCUCCCAAUCCCAUAAAACGUAAAAUGGACACCAAAGGCAAAAAGGUUCGUAAAGUCGCAAUCAUAAAUUCUUAUAACGAAAUUUCUUCGGACCAUAUCAGUGACAAAGCAACUGAACCAAUGAUUACUUCUCCAACUGAACAUAAAUAUACAGAGUCAGAACCAAUUGAUAAUCUUGAAGUGGUAUCAUCAUUACCUUCUGAAGAGUUUGUGUCGAUAUUAAUAUCCGACCCUGCAUCAACUAAUUUAAUAUCAGAAAAAAUAAAGCUGGAACAAAUUUCUGGGUCUCCUGAUAACAGAUCCAAGUUAGACAAAAGCAAUACACCAAAAGAAAUUGAUAACCAAGAAAUAAGUAAUAAAUCUUCAAAAGGGCAAGAUAAUACAAUUCCAACAAUGGCAUCCAUUAUAACAUUGCAAGGCACAAAAAAUACAACAUUUUCAAAUUUUACUAUCAUAAGCACCGGUUCAACUAAUGCAGAUAGUUUACUUCAAUUAGAGGAUGAAGAAAUUACUUCUGAUCUUAUAGCAAAACUUGACAGAGUCAAUAAACCGACAGCCAGUACAUCAAAUAAUUAUGAAACUAGUGCAACAGAUAAGCAAAAUUUGAAAGAAAUAAAAUAUGCAGAAGCCGAUGCUGAUGAAGAAAUUUCUAGCUAUGAAAUGAAAACUGUAGAAGAGUAUAUAUUUCAACGCCAGGAACCAGAUGACUCUAUAUCUUUAGAACAACAACAGGCAAAAUUCUCACCAGAAAAGAAAGAACUAGAUAAUCUUCCAACAAGUUCGCGCGCCAACAGAUAUUUGUAUCGCGUUCGUUACAAAGAUGAAAAUUCCAAAGAUGCAUCUCCUAAUGAAAGUGUUACCAAGGAAGGUCCUUCCGAUGAUACGUCAUCCAACAAAAUGAAAAUAAUGUCCACUGAUAGCAAAACAACUGAUGAUCCGAAAGAAAAAAAUGAAAACACAACAUCUGGUAAUGAACGCAAAAAUAUGAAACAGAGCAAAAAGAAAGAUGACUGA
Messenger RNA from Parnassius mnemosyne (clouded apollo), 1707 nucleotides. The record is from the annotation of a GenBank genome assembly. NCBI's taxonomy places the organism in Eukaryota, Metazoa, Arthropoda, Insecta, Lepidoptera, Papilionidae.